Caenorhabditis elegans is the source of this 3116-nucleotide messenger RNA. It is a transcript of the gene glt-4, whose product is annotated as Putative sodium-dependent excitatory amino acid transporter glt-4. The coding region runs from base 9 to 1508 and encodes 499 amino acids. Gene Ontology annotation, biological process: neutral amino acid transport. Gene Ontology annotation, molecular function: symporter activity. Lineage: Eukaryota; Metazoa; Nematoda; Chromadorea; Rhabditida; Rhabditidae. Gene Ontology annotation, cellular component: membrane; plasma membrane. The record is from RefSeq and is marked reviewed. The transcript is spliced from 10 exons.
AGAACAAGAUGGCAAAACUUUCCAAAGAAAACCUGCUGCUCUUGUUCACUGUUCUUGGAGUUGUCGUCGGAAUUGGACUGGGAUUCUCGUUGCGAGACCCAAGCAAAGCUUGGUCAAAGCGUCACCUAUCUUACCUCCGAUUUCCGGGAGAUCUAUUUGUUCAGAUGCUAAAAAUGCUCAUUCUUCCUAUGAUCAUGUCAAGUAUUAUUACGAGUUUGGCCUCAUUGGAUUCUGGAACUGCAGGAAGAUUAGGAAUGGUGUCUAUGAUUUAUUACACGUUGACCACAUUUUUUGCUGUAUUUCUUGGAAUCGUAUUAGUGUCCGUCAUCAAACCAGGAAAAUGGACCACAACUAACAUUGAAGAUCUUGUUGGACACGUAAAAACCACACCCUGUGUUGCUACCGCCGUGGAUACUAUCAUUGAUCUUAUGAAGAGUUGUUUCCCUGAAAACCUGAUAGAGGCUACAUUCCGAUCGCAGAAAAUCUGCCUGAAGUUCUUCAAUGGGACAACUGAGAUACCACCGGAAAUUGCCAUGACUAUGUCUCCCGAACAACGCGCCCAGUUCACUGAAGUUCCGGAGAAGAUCGUGUCUGAUGGUAUGAAUAUUCUUGGACUCGUUGUUUUCAGUGUUGCUCUUGGAAUCGUGAUUGGAGUAAUUGGAGAGGACGGAAAACCAAUGAAGAAUUUCUUCAAAAGUUUAGAGGCUUGCAGUAUGAAACUAAUCGGAUGGGUCAUUAUCUACUCACCAGUUGGAAUAACAUUCCUUAUCGCUGCCCAAAUUGUUGGAAUGAAAGAUCCAGGACAAGAGUUGCAUCGUUUGAUGGGUUAUGUGAUCACAGUCAUUUUGGGCUUGCUGAUCCACGCGUUUGUUGUUAUUCCAUUGCUUUGUGUGGUGCUAGCUCGCCGUAAUCCGAUAAAAUUUGUCGGUGGAAUGGCCCAGGCUCUGCUCACUGCCCUUGCAACAAGCUCCAGUUCUGCAACACUCCCCCUUUCCAUUAAAUGUUGCGAAGAAAACAACAAGGUUGACCCAAGAGUCACGCGAUUUGUAUUACCGUUGGGAGCCACCAUUAACAUGGACGGAACUGCCCUUUACGAAGCUGUCGCUGCCAUCUACAUUUCUCAGUGCUACGGAAAUGAUUUAUCUCUGGGAGAAGUUGUGCUGGUGUCUUUGACAGCUACACUUGCCAGUAUCGGAGCUGCCGGAAUUCCACAAGCUGGAAUUGUCACAAUGAUCAUGGUUCUAAUUGCGAUUGGACUGCCAACCAACCUCUUCAUUCUCAUCUUCCCAGUCGAUUUCAUGCUAGACAGACUUCGAACAACUGUGAAUGUACAUGGAGACAGUAUUGCUACAGCAGUAAUUGAAAGACUCUGUGAAGAUCAGUUACAAAAAGGAGGUCAUCACCUUGAUACAAAUGAUCAAGGAUACAGCAUGCUCUCCACAAAUGCAUCUCCGGAUCCAAAACGAAUCACUAUCGGAAACAAUUGCGAAAACUCUCAUAUGCUGUAAAUUGAUUCCAUAGCUCGUGUUUUGAUCUUUUUUGAGCUAUACAGUUUGUUAACGUAUGAUGAGAAAUUGGGAGUAAUGUAAAAGGGGUCUAUCACUUUUUCGAUUUUGGGUUUUAUGUUCUCUUCAGACAUGUUAAGUAUGUAAAAGAAAGUACGAAAAUGUAUACAAUGGUGAUAAUAUGUAAAAUUAAUAAAAAAGAAAUUGAUUCUUAAAAAAUGAUUUGUUAUAAUCAUGGGUGAACAUUUUUUUUUCAAGAAAUCUUAAUAAUCUCCUAAAUUUCGGUAUUUAAAAUGUUACCUCAAAAAUAUUUUUCAUGUGGCUAAUACACUUUUUAGGGGAACUUCAAAUUCAGCUUAGACAUUUAAAAAAUAAUUUUAGAGGUUUAAAAAUCUUCUUGUGAGCCCAUUUUCUUUGUUUUUUUCCAUUUUCCUGGUUUUGUAGUCAGGAAAUGUCAUGAUAUUAGCUGAAAAAACAUAAGUGAAACUUCUAAAAUUCAGUAUUUCAAAUGUCAAAGACGAAUUCUAAGUUCCCUCAAAAUGUACUAAUCAGAUGAAACGCAUUGUACGAUUAACGUUUACACAUUGAAAAUCGAUUUUUUGAGUUUGUUUUUUGAAAUGAAAAUCUUUUGGUUGUAAUGAACUUGUUUACCUGUUUUACCCGAAUAUUUUUCGAUUUUUUUUUUGAAUUUUUUGUACUUUUUCACAACAUUCUAAAAACUAUAAAUCCACAAAUGAAAGACCAUUCUGAGUGAUAUCUGUGUCUCCAAAUUAGUAAUUUCAUCACUAGGUACAUUUUUGAAUACACUAUCUGUAAACGAAAGCUUUCAAUUUUUUUCAUUCUUAAAACAAAACAAUUCCCAAUUUCUCAUCAACUUCUAUCCCAAUUAUUGAAAAUUUAUGCUCGUUAGUCUUUGUAUCCCAAUUGAUUAUUUCUUCUCACUUCAAAAUUCUAUUUUUCUGUUGUCAUUUUAUUGUACAUUUCUCGAUUUCCUGGUGUAAACUUUGUUGCUUCUCGGUUGUAAUUCUCUACUGAAACCCAGUUCCUCACUGUUCUCGCCCCGUUGCUUUCAUUUCUCACUUUGCGAAAAAAAAACAUAAGCAAAUACUAUGAGGCCUAUUUGUCAGACUUUCCAGAUGUUCUUCCCAACCAUAACUACUCCCCAAACUCUAAAAAUUCCCCAGGUCGUUUUCAAAAUUGGCCCCAGAUGUGUGUCUCGUAUCUGUUUUGCUUAUUCAAAUCUAACCAAUAACUUUUAUUUUUGAAUUUGAUAACUUGAUUUUGAAUUUGAUAAUGUGUAUAAUUUUUAUCAUAGAAUGUUUUCAAAUGCCUCUCUGAUUAGUUUGUUACACACAUCAAACUGUGGCGUGUCAUGCCGAUUUUCUCUCCUACCACAAAAAACUUUGCCCCAGAAAUUCAUCAACUUUGCUGUUGUAAGCAAAUUUUUUCUCACCGCUUUCAAACGAUUAUUUUUCUCAUUAGCUAGAUCCCAAUUUCUCAUAUUUUUCCAAUUCCGUCUUAGUCCUUUCCUUUUUCAAUUUAUAUUAUUCAUAUAUAUUUUUUCCGUUGACUCGACUUAUUCAAACUUUAAUAAUAAAUAUUAUAAUCAAA